GCAAAAAAAUCGACUAUCACACAAAUUGCAAAGCCAUCGUCUAACGUCAAAUGUCAAAUUUGUCAAUACAUACUCCUGUCAAAAAAGCUCGAUAAAUAUGGUGUUUGAUUUUGUUUGAAUACUAUACUAUAAUAAAUUGUAGCGGUAUUCACAAAUAUUUAAAGUUUAAUUAUAAAAUAAUACUUAUCUACAAUGUCGCUAGUAGUUCAAAUGGACGGAUUACCGGCUAAUGCUGAUGCAAACGCAGUGGUGCUUGCAGUAAGGAAAAUAUUACAAAAACUGAAAAUAAGGUUUUGGGUGCACGAUUUUGGAUUUUCUCCAGAAACAAACACAAAGAAGUGUAAAAUUGAAUUUUUUGCAAAACAUGAAGCCACUAAAGCCAUAGACAAGAUUACGAGCAAACCACAAACAAUCAUAGGAGUACCAUGCAAUUUGAAAAUAACAUUUAUCUCCGACAUAGACAAAGGUGAAAAAAAAGGAGAUCCGGAAAGCCGAAGAGAUAGAUCAAGGAGUCCGAUAAGUAAAGAGGAAGCUAACAUUAAUAAAGAGCUGGAGCAAUUAAAGAAAGAAAAAGAAGAAUUGGAAAAGAGAAAAAGUGAGUUGCUGAAGAAGAAAAUGAAUAUUGACCAGAAGGAGACGAAAGAAGACACCGCUUCAAAAGACAUGAUGAAACAUACAAAAAUACAACACACAAUCUUACCAAAAUGCACAGCAGCAGAGAUUUCAAUCAUGGAACAAAUGAAGCCACUCGCAAGACCGUACAUACAGAAGCGGUACUACCAAACGUUCAUGCAACGUAUGCACGUGGAAAUAAGAACGAGAUUAGCUAUACUCAUGGAGACUGGUAGACUAAAGAAAACAUUGCCAAUUCAAGACAUAGUGAAGGCGUACAGGUGGAAGCAUCCAGAAGAGAAAGACCCUGAGAUGAUAGAAUAUAUAUUGUCACAGAUAAAGUUGGCUUUCUGGGCUUAUAGGGCGAAGAACAAAGAUGGCACCAACACAGAACCAUACGAAUAUGAUGAAAGUGAAGAGGAAGAUGAUGCUAGCAUUAAGGAAAAAGGUGACGUGACCAAUGACAAUCAAAUUGAUGGCACAACAAACACAGAAGAGACCACAAAUAAUGAAACAAAUGCUACAGAAACAGCAGAAGAUAAUGAAGAAAAUGACUAUGUGUAUGAAGAUAAUAACGAUUGGAUUGAAGAAGGGAAUGAGGUGGCAGAGGUUGCAUCUUGAAGUGGUUUGCGAGUUAAACAUCUUGCAGUUGAAUACAAAAAGGGAACCACUCUGUAUAUGUUGUGAAGUAUUUGAUGACAUAAAUUGGCUAGGAAAUAAAUAAAAUGACAACAAAUA
This is a messenger RNA of Manduca sexta (tobacco hornworm), 1350 nucleotides long. RefSeq lists its product as uncharacterized. The transcript has 6 exons. The record is from RefSeq and is a predicted model, not a curated record. NCBI's taxonomy places the organism in Eukaryota, Metazoa, Arthropoda, Insecta, Lepidoptera, Sphingidae. Bases 193 to 1233 code for a protein of 346 amino acids.